UCCAGGGCCGUCGGAUAUGACGAUGAUCUUGUCCGGAUCCGGCGAGCAAGGCGGCCUUGCUGCUCCGAUGCUUCGUCUUGCAUCGGCUCUGCUACUCGUUGGAGUUCUCAUCGCCUCCGUUCCUGCAGGCGUGGAGUCCAUCGGCGCGUGCAACGGCGUGAUCGGCAGCGACCUCCCACCAGCCCACGACGUGGUGCAGCUCUACAAGUCCAACGGCAUCACCGCAAUGCGCUUCUACAACCCCCAACCCGAGCUCCUGGACGCGCUCCGCGGCUCCGGCAUCGCCGUGAUCCUCGGCACCGCGAACGCCGACGUGCCGCUCCUGGCAUCCAAACCGGGCUACGCGGCCUCCUGGGUCGCCACCAACGUGCAGCCAUACUACCCCUCCGUCAACAUCUCCUACAUCACCGUCGGCAACGAGAUCACGGGCGACCCGGCCUUCAAGUCCAGCAUCCUGCCGGCCAUGAAAAGCCUCCACUUCGCUCUCGCGGGCGCUCUGGGCGCCCGCGCCGCGGGCGGCAUCAAGGUGUCCACGGCGCUGCGGUUCGACGCGCUAGUGGACACUUUCCCCCCGUCCAAGGGCGCGUUCAAGGACGCCGAGACCAUGGUGCCGCUGGCGGGGUUCCUGGCGUCCACGGGCGCGCCGCUGCUGGCCGACGUGUACCCGUACUUCGCCUACAGGGACAAUCCCAAGGACAUUGCUCUCAGCUACGCCACGUUCCAGCCCGGGAGCACGCCGGUGAGGGACGACGGGAGCGGGCUGGUGUACACGACCUUGUUCGACGCCAUGGUGGACGCGUUGUACUCGGCGCUGGAGAAGGCCGGGGAGCCCGCCGUGAGAGUCGUCGUGUCCGAGUCCGGCUGGCCGUCGGCGGGCGGGUUCGGGGCGACCGUGGAGAAUGCCAGGGCUUAUAACCAGGGCUUGAUUGACCAUGUUGGCAAGGGGACGCCCAAGAGGCCUGGGGCGCCCGUGGAGGCGUAUAUUUUCUCCAUGUUCAACGAGAACCUGAAGCCCGGGGAUGAGACGGAGAGGCACUUUGGGCUGUUUUACCCCAGCAAAGCGCCGGUUUGCCCCAUCAGUUUCCAUGGGGUUCAGCAGCCAGCGGCAAAGCAACGCCAGCACGCUCCCCUGAAGAAAGGAGCCAAGAACCACACAAAUUACUAGUUGUGCGUAUAGCAUGGGUUUCGUAAAUAUUAUUAGAUCAUUUAGAUGUACUUUGUAUUGAGAACGAAAUGAAAUUGAAAUAAAGCCCUGAUCGAUCG
This is a messenger RNA of Brachypodium distachyon (stiff brome), 1263 nucleotides long. Its product is annotated as glucan endo-1,3-beta-glucosidase GV. Gene Ontology annotation, cellular component: plasma membrane. NCBI's taxonomy places the organism in Eukaryota, Viridiplantae, Streptophyta, Magnoliopsida, Poales, Poaceae. The record is from RefSeq and is a predicted model, not a curated record. The transcript is spliced from 2 exons. Gene Ontology annotation, biological process: carbohydrate metabolic process. Gene Ontology annotation, molecular function: hydrolase activity, hydrolyzing O-glycosyl compounds. The coding region runs from base 17 to 1165 and encodes 382 amino acids.